Molecule: messenger RNA, 3429 nt
Organism: Danio aesculapii
Lineage: Eukaryota; Metazoa; Chordata; Actinopteri; Cypriniformes; Danionidae
Product: E3 ubiquitin-protein ligase RNF182
Exons: 2
Coding region: 880-1623 (247 amino acids)
Source: RefSeq, a predicted model, not a curated record
GCAGCUUCUGAUGCUGUAGCAUUACCGCAAUGAGGGGGAUGUAGCAGUUGUGGUCGGACAGAUGGGACCUCAAGAUUGACUGUGACUCACCACAAAGCGACGAGAAAAGCAAAAUGUGUCCUUAAUAGACGAUUGUUUCACUGGACAGGAGGGUCGAAGCUGGACGCGACCGUUUCCGAGCCGCAUUCAAGACCUGAGGACUGGCCAAAGAGCUCCCAGAACUCCAAGGACAAUAUGAGCCCUCAUAGCUGAAGGUCAGAGUCAAGUGGAGCCAGUACUGAAAGAAAAUAUCUGACGGUAUUCAGGAUGAUUCUGCUGAGUUUAUCUGAAUCUGUUGUUCUUCAACCUCAUUUCAGCAUCAACUAUGGAUAACAAUGCAAAAACAGGCUCUUUGUUGAGACUCUGAUUUCACAGGAAUUGGCAGAUGCUUGACAGCCCUGCUAUGGGAUAUUUUUGGACCUCUCUGGUGUCAGUUUCUUUAUUGUCUUUUCAGGUUUGUCUGUCUCCAAAUAAUGUGGUAAAAGUUUCUAAAUUGGACAGCCAGUCAUGCUAAGCAAUUAGCAUGAAAGCAAACCUCUGUAUUGGUGUAUUUUAGCAUCAUUUCAUUGUCUUAGAUAUAUCAGGGUGUCAUAUCAUGGACAUUUGUAUUAUGUCAAGAGUUCUAUUACAUCUCAGUUCUGCUUCUGUGGACCUCUAAUCGGCAGUAAGUACUGCAGGCUAUUUGAAAAAUGCAUUUAAACAAUUGCUUUUGGUGAAAAGCAAAGGCAAAGCUAAAAAAAAAAUUAAAACAAGGACGGUGCUCAGGUGCUGCCGCUAAAAUCUGCUUCAUUUGAACAUUCGCACCUGCUUUCUGGCUCUUCCAGUCCUACAUCUCUCAGGAUGAGCCAGAAGUCAGACUCAGAGACGGAGGGCUCCCAGGCACCGGUGAUUUACACAGUGGAGGAACUGGAGUGCAAGAUCUGUUACAAUCGCUUUGACACUCGAGCCAGAAAGCCCAAAGUGUUGAGCUGCCUGCACCGCGUCUGUGCCAAAUGUCUCAAGAAAAUGGUAGAGCUGGACUCAUCUCCAAGCAUCAUCAGCUGCCCCUUCUGCCGCCAUGAGACUCACGUCCCUGACGAGGAGAUCUGGUUGCUUCAAGAUGACAGCAACAUUUUGGCUAUUCUGACCUAUCAGGAUCGUGCCCGUAAGAGCGGCACUACACCCAGCGGUGAGGUCCUAUUGACACCCAACAGCCUGAGUGGAGGCGAGCAGGCUCACAGCUCCUCCGACUGCCUCGUUAUCACAAUCAUGGAAGUCCCUGGAGAGUCGCAGUCAUCAGACUCUAUGAGCAUGCUGAACAUGGUGCGCUUGUACCGGCCAGCAAGCCUGGACUCCUUACCUUGCCACCUACCAGUGCAGAAGUGCCGGGCAUGGACAUCCCGUUCAGUUCCCCGCUUUCUGAUGGGUUUCCUCUGCCUGGUGUACUUCAGUUCGCUGCCACUGGGGAUCUACUUGCUGAUGAUCCAACAGCUCACCAUGGGAGUGAUCCUGGUCAGCCUGGUGCCCUCCACUCUGGUCCUCUGCAUAUUCUACGGCUUCUGCCAAUGUCUGUGCCAUGAGAUCAUGGAGGCCAUCGCCACAUAGCACACCACAGUAACUAUGUUUCCAUCCAAAGAUGCUAAUUAGAUUUAUACACAAAACUGGAAAAUUGCUUAAAACAUUAGCGAAAAUUUCCAUCAAAUGAGAGAGAGAGCAAAAUUGUAAUUUGUAGGUAAAUUGGCAACAAAUAUCACAAAGAAAUAGGGAAUUUGCUGCAUUAAGGCUGGUUUAUACUUCUGCGUCGAGCGAUCGCCAUGACCCACGGCGCAUACCUUGCACGUUGUCGUGCAUAUAUACUUCUGCGCACUGUUUGUGUUGCUCUGCAAUAACACUUCUGAAAUGCUAGCUGGCAGUGAGGUUAUUUUCCUGUGUCGAGUUUCUUCACUGGUAUCUUAUUUUCUCUGAACCCUACCUUAAUGUACAAGUAGCUAAAACUCGCUUAUUCUGAGGCGGGAACUAGUGUGUGUGUGCAACAACUUUAAUCAUAGGGUAAACACAAACCAAAAGUUUCCUUCUGGAGCUCCUUUAAGGGACUUGAAACUUGUAAACACUCGCUCCAACGGAGUUACUCUGCUUUCAUCCUCACUCACACUCGUUACCGCUACUAAGCGUGACCAAUCACAGCUUGUGCUACACGCCGUUGCAAUGUGUUGUUACUUUUUAUAAAAGGUGUGCGUCAGCCACCACAAGGGGUAAGCAACCAUGUGAAGGCUGCACAGGAGCAUACAUGUGCACUUGACGCAGAAGAUAAAUCAGCCUUUGGAAGCCACUGUGGGCCUUUUUUCUUAUAUGAUCAAUCACUUGAGCCUCAGAAGACGAAGACAAAAUGCAAUGAACGUGCAGUGGUUUUUGGAGGCGCAAGUCUUUGGGAGUGCAGACACUCAAGACUGGAGGUGAUAAUACUGAACCACUGUGAUGACAGACUUUGGCUGAGGCAUUUUAGAAUGGCCAAAACAACAUUUCAGGUGUUGUGAAAUGUGGUCGGCCUGCUGGUUUGUCCAAUAUUGCCAUGCCAUCACACUAAUUUUAAUCGAAAUCACAUGACUUGCAUAUGCACAUACUGGAAUUUAUUCAGUAAAUGGGUUUCCGUUGUAGUUUACAUGUAUAUAUUAUAUAUUUUGUGAUCGGAUAAAAAUUGUAUCCCACUCCAUUAAGCACAUAAGCUUUUAGCCGCAUUUUCAACAUUCAUGUGCAUCUUUUCAUUUCUAUUAAGCAUUUUUUAAGCAAUAUUCCAAAAGGCAUGUAAAAAUAGGUGGAUGGAAACAUAGCUAAUAGUGCUAAUCUCUGAAAUAGCAAGACCUGUAAAAGAACAAAAGCCAAAUGACUGAUGCAUAUCUGCUCCUCCUAGACACCCCAUUGCACCUGAUUAUACCAGCAUCUACCAGUGAAGUCCUUGUGAAUCACCUCACGUUGUACGCAGGGGCAAGUAUACUUGACUUUAGCUUGAUUACCAGUGCAAGCUGGAGGUAUUGAUUUUAGACUGCAACAGAUCGCUGUGGUUUUGUAUCACGUCUAGCUCACCCAAUGGGUCUUCAACAACUGUGAUAUAAAUAACCCACAACGGAGAAUGAAGUCCUUCCACAGUUUAAUAUGGAAACCACAGGAUGUGUUCGAUAAUACUAGAUGAAUUUGUUCAUUUUCCGUUAUCUUUGGAUAUCUGUGGUAUUAUUUCAAUCAUUGUCUCAAUGUUCUCGUUGAAGUUCCUAGUUGCCUUUGUAAGGCAUGUCAAUGGCCAAGCUGUAAUGUAUAUGUACAUCAAGUGAAUUUGUGUUUGUCAUUGCUAUGAGAAUGGACAAAUACUUUGAAGCCACCUGUUAGAUAUUCAAUAAAGAUUCUCCAUAUCUAACUCAA